Punctularia strigosozonata HHB-11173 SS5 is the source of this 879-nucleotide messenger RNA. RefSeq lists its product as uncharacterized. Bases 1 to 879 code for a protein of 292 amino acids. Lineage: Eukaryota; Fungi; Basidiomycota; Agaricomycetes; Corticiales; Punctulariaceae. The transcript has 7 exons. The record is from RefSeq and is a predicted model, not a curated record.
AUGUCCCUUGCCGCCUAUCAUUGCGAGGGACUUACCAACAACAAUCACAUCAGUGAAAGACUCUUGGCCGACCAUGGGAUUGUGAUGAAAGCUACUACUGUCAAGAGGCAUCGGAAUGAGCUAGGACUGAAAGGCAGCAGGGCCACUAUAAAGACCAUGUCAGAUUUUCAAGUGAACCAGCUAGUUGCCAACGAGCUUGACAAGGACCCAUCUAGCCAUGCAGGACCUGCAACAAUCAAGGCACGUUUGUCUUACAACGAAGCUAUUCAUAUCCCGUGUGAUCACAUAAAAGCAUCUAUGUAUCAACUUGCACCAGAAGGCUUCACGCACAGAGACCUGAACUCGAAGAUGAUACCUUGUGUACCCAUAGUGCCUUUGGGAAUCAACGAGCGUUGGUCUUGGGACAGACAUGAUAAACUGAACAAAAUAGGUUUCCAGUCUACGCUGUCGUCGACUUUGCAACAGGAAAGUGGCUUGAUGCUUGGGUUGUUCCUAGUAAUAGAAUGGGAAAUACAAUUGGCUACCUAUUUCUCUGCUGUGUUGAACACUACAAAGAAUACUACAGAUUGUGGAUCUGAGACUACCAUAAUGUAUGGUCUGGUCAACGCACUUCGGGAGAUUUUCUUUCCAGAGAUCGUCAACGACCUACUUCCUGCUCAUGUAUUCCUUCGAAGCAUACAUAACAUCGUCAUUGAGCGCUCAUGGCUUUGGCUCCUGAUGGACUUUGGCAACAACAUAGUCAUCUGGUUCCAAGAUGGAGAGACUAGUGGACGGUACAAUCCAAACAACAUGGGUCAUAAUGAGCUUAGCGCCUGGCUAUGGUCCAAGUUCAUCAAAGCUGAACUGGCCAAACACAUAGCUAUAUGCAAUGGCAUGUGA